Messenger RNA from Coregonus clupeaformis (lake whitefish), 2055 nucleotides. RefSeq names its product zinc finger protein 648-like. NCBI's taxonomy places the organism in Eukaryota, Metazoa, Chordata, Actinopteri, Salmoniformes, Salmonidae. Gene Ontology annotation, molecular function: DNA-binding transcription factor activity; RNA polymerase II cis-regulatory region sequence-specific DNA binding. Gene Ontology annotation, biological process: regulation of transcription by RNA polymerase II. The transcript has 2 exons. Bases 35 to 1759 code for a protein of 574 amino acids. The record is from RefSeq and is a predicted model, not a curated record.
UUUGACUCCGCCCACUCCGAGUGGGCAUCUCUAAAUGACUAUGGUUCACACGCCGAGUUUAGGAUGCUCAUGGUUUGCCUACGGGGAGAUAGGAGGACGUUGUCGAGGCACUGCCAAGGAGGUGAGUUCAGGGAAAGUCCCUUUUCAGCCUCAAACCACGUUCACCACCUCUAUAAUAUCCAGUAUGGCUGAAAAAAUGCCUUCAUGGACCUCAGAAAGGUUUGUUGAUAAAGUGUACAUUUCAAAGAGAAGUAUCAGGAAAAACUUAAUAAACAAAAUGCACUAUGUUUCCCACGUGCCCUCAGAGAGUGUAAAAGUGAACACUGCUCACAAAGUGGAAAGUGACUCUAACCCAUCUGAUAAUGACGAUACUGACUCCCUCUCGGGUAGUAGUUACACUGGGAUGAUUUAUUUAAACCCACAAACACCUACAUGGACUCUGGCUGAGAAGUUUGCUGGGCUCAACUCUGGAGAAGACAAGAGACUGUCUCCCAAUCAGGACCUCUGUAGUCCUCCAGGUUCCCCCGCGGCCAUUGAACAUAAUAUUGCCAAUAGGAGAGGCUCUACAGGUCUGGAGGGGUUCUACUCAGACUCGUCACAACAGGAGGAAGGCAACAUCAAGAAGGGUACUAAAAGACGUCUGCAGAGGAAAGUGUGUAGCGGUGAUCCUUCCGAUCUGAAGCUGCGUCUGGUGAGAGAGAUCAGGCCCAAACCCAAGGAUGCUCUGUCUGAUGUGCGUUGUGAUGUGCGUGAUGUGUGUGAUGUACAUGGGAACAAGGGGAAUUGGAAAAGUGGAGUACCACUAGUUAUUCCCCCUCCACUAAACAAGGCUGUGGCUAUGAUUGAUGCCUGUGAGGAUAAGGUGCCUAUAGUGUUUGCUGCCAUGAAGAAACGUGGAGUGGAGGGAGACACAGAGAACCGGCCCUACAAGUGCACUCACUGCAACUGGGCCUUUAAGAAGUCCAGCAAUCUGCAGAGUCAUCUGGAUACUCAUAGUGGCCUGAAGCCUCAUAUAUGUGACCUGUGUGGCAAAGCCUAUUCUCACCAAGGCACACUGCAGCAGCACAAGCGCCUGCACACUGGCGAGAGACCGUACCACUGCCCGUUCUGUGAAAAGACGUAUAUCUGGUCCUCCGAUUACCGCAAGCACAUUCGCACGCACACCGGAGAGAAGCCAUACGUGUGCGAGACCUGCAGCAAGGACUUUGUGCGCUCCUCGGACCUGCGGAAGCACGAGCGCAACAUGCACACCAACGAAAAACCCUUCCCGUGCACGCAGUGCGGCAAGACCUUCAACAAGCCACUGUCCCUUCUCCGCCACGAGCGCACUCACCUGGGCGAGCGGCCCUUCUGCUGUCCCAUCUGCGGGAAAGCCUUUGCCGUGGCCAGCCGCAUGGCAGAGCACCAGAAGGUGCACACCGGGGUGAGACCCUACACCUGCCUGGUCUGCACCAAGUCCUUCACCAAGUCCUCCAACCUGCUGGAGCACCAGGCCGUACACAGCGGCAUCCGCCCCCACAAGUGCCCUCAGUGCGGGGUGGCGUUCGCCAUGGUGUCCCGCCUGGUCCGUCACCAGCGUGUCCAUACCGGAGAGAGGCCCUACGACUGCACAGGCUGCAGCAUGUCCUUCAGCCGCACGGCUGCUCUGAAACGCCACCAAGAGCAGACGUGUGCCGGGAGGAUCUUUGUGUGUGUGGAGUGUGACAAAGCUUUCCAGUGUGCGUCUCAGCUCACAGAGCACAUGGUGAGCCAUGAGUGACCCUAAUGCUGCUGCUGCUACUGCUGCUUCUGCUGUCGAAAACACUGAAGACUGAUUGAUGCUGUUUGGGAGCUACCCUCUCAUACAGUACACACUGUUGGUCUAAUCAACCUUACUGAUCUCUGCAUGCUACACUCUUAGAAAAAAGAGUGGAGAACCCUUUUUGGUUCCAGGUAGAUAGCACCUUUUUUUGUAGGACAAUGUCCUGCUAGGCUGCUAAACCUUAAAAUACAGUGCAUUCAUAAAGUAUGCACACCCCUUGACUUUUUCCCCUUGAAGUGCCCUCAGCCUGUAUG